Messenger RNA from Caenorhabditis auriculariae, 4290 nucleotides. Lineage: Eukaryota; Metazoa; Nematoda; Chromadorea; Rhabditida; Rhabditidae. The record is from the annotation of a GenBank genome assembly.
AUGACGUCGAAGCAGGAGCAAAUACUUGAUUACGAGCAUCAGUCCAUUUUCUACGAUGGAUUCACGUUCCUGAAGCCCGUCGGCAGCCUCAUCGGCGUCGGCGCCGACAAGGUACUUUUCCGAGUUUCAGAACUUUUUUUCGGUUAGCCUUGGUGAAAAAAAGUCUCCUUCGGUUCAUGUUGUUUUUUAAAAACGACCGUAACAUAGUUUUUCUUGUGUUUUCGCUUCGAGACUCUUCAAAAACAGACUGCAGGAACACAGGUCUCCAAGCGAAAAUUGGUGUAUUGUGUUUUAGGUGAAAAAAAAAAGACUCACUGGCCUGAAGUAAGAUUUUAAAAGGCUCAAACUCAACAUUUGACCAAAAAUCGAAGCUCAAGGUACAUUCAGAAAAAUUUUAAAAAUUAUUGGAGGUUGUAGAGUAAAAAAAAACGGAAAAUCAGUGUUAUAGCAUCUCAACAAAGAGAGCUUGAUUCUCGAUUACAACAAAAAUUCUUUUUUACCUUUAUUACUUUCAGGUGAACUUUCUGGUAAGCUUGGUCAUCGCGAUGUUUUUCGCGCACUGGUUCCGCAAGAACCUUGGCUCCGCGAGCCGCGCAACUCGCGCCAAUGCCGCCAGCGCCGUCGGAUUCCUCCUCUGCUACUUCUGCUACGGAAAGUUGGUCUGAAGACCUUCCUCCAGAGGGAAAUAUUCUGCCAUAGAGCCACGCUGCACUUGGUGCUCAACGCCGUGAUCAGCUACGGAAUCAUCGUGCUGACCGACCCUAGAAGAGUCCACGUCAACGUUUUCCUCUUCUCGAUGGCCUAUCUCAUGUGGAUCCACGGAUAUCGAUGGCUUUAUCAGCGCGGAUACUGCCUCGACAUGACCGGGUCCAUGAUGGUCGCCGUCGGAAAAGUUUCUUUUUAUGGGUUUAGCAGUGAAAAUGAAGCUUCUUUCAAGGUAACCUUGUUGGCGGCGUCGGUUUACGACGGCAAGGGGAGAGAAGACAAGACCGGCAUGACUCACGGACAAAUCAAAGAUGCUGUCAAGUCUUCACAAUAUUCAAAAAUCACUAUUCAAAAAGAUUUUCAGAGAGAUUCCCUCCUUCCGCGAUUAUUUUUCGUACAUGUUCAAUUUUCAAGUUAGUUGGUUUUAUAAGCAUAAUUUAAUCACAAGUUUUCGUGAAUCUCACUAAAAAACUGACUUGAAUGUUGAAAAAUGCAUAACUUCCUAGUUUUCUAAGAUUGUACCUUUUCGAAAUUAGAGGCUGCGAUUCUUCAAAAAUCGAGAGAUCAUUAUGAUAUGAUCUAAUAUAUCAGAGUAUUUUGUUUUUCAGAAAAUUGGAGAACCCAGACUAAAGCAAACUUCCUUUAUUGGGUUAAGGCUGCGCCCGACUUUUAGCGACUUUCUUUGUUUUCGCAGGAUACCACAAAGUGACGUGAAGUCACUUGUCGGAAGAAAUUAUUUGAAUCAUUAACGAAUCACUAGUGACUUUGCCUUACUUGAAAUCAAAUCCCUUUCAAUUACUGUAAAUCGAGGCCGUUCCAGUCAGUUUUGUGUGGACCAAUGCACAACUACUCGGACUACUCUAAAUUUCUGGACAAUACUCACGUCAAGUUGGCCGAGGGCAAAGUGAUUUAUUUUCUGAUGGAUUUUUUUUGAAAAAUGAUCAAUUGAUAGGAUGCUGAUCCGACCAACGUUGCAAUCCGAAAAGCUCAAGUUGGACUGGCUUUUCUUGCCGUCUCAGUUCUUCUGGGAAAAUACGACGUCGCUAUUUUGACCACACCUGCGUCAGUACUUUUUUUCUUUGUUUGUGAUAGUUUUUAUUUUCAGCUAUCUGUCUUUGCCUCUUUGGCGCUGGUGUCUCUGGUGGGUCUUCAACACGUUUGUCGCUCGAACCGGAUACUAUUUUGCGUGGAUUUUUGGUGAGAGUCAAUUGAAACAAUAAUAAAGGUGCUAAAGUUGGAUGAUACAGCUUUGCAGUUCUAAAUGAACUUUUUAGGCAACAGUUAUGUGGCUGAAAAGCUCCAUUUCCAUAAAAAUUAGUAGAAGAAAAACUGUAGCCCACAGCGUUUUCAUAAGAGCGGCCAGUGGGCGUGGCUUUGCGCAAUUGGCGCGCAGUCAUAGGAGAUGAUUCUCCGUGUAGAUUUACGCUCCUACAUUGAUUUUGUUAAGUGUUAAACUCUGUAAAGCUGCUUCUUUCUAAGAAGAUCGUACGAAAUGUUGAUUAUUCGUUAUUCAGAAAGCCUAUGUUUUCAAAAAAUCUUAAUUUUUGUUCUUCAAAAAAAUCCACUUUUGAGAAUUUAGCUGACGGCAUCUGCAACAUGUCGGGCUUUGGCUUCAGUGGAUACGAUAAAAAGACGAAUUCGGCCAAGUGGGACCUCACCACCAAUGUUCGGCCGAUGCACGUUGAAGUUUAUCCAUUUCUGCGAGUAUUCGAAAAAAAAAAAGAAAAGUUUAGCUGGGCUUGAACUACAAAGAGAUGGUGGACAACUGGAACAUCCUCACGGUCGCCUGGCUUCGCCGAGUCGUUUACGAACGCGUCGACCACAAGUUUGAUUUCAUAGCUGAAUUACGGCUGGCUUGAGCCAUCGAAAAAAGGGUCCUAACGCGAUAAAAAUAAGGGCGUCUGCGUGGUGGAGAGUGCAGACAGGAUCUUCUCGGUUAAGAAAUUAGGAACCGUUUAAUGCUCAACUGGGACCUCGGUAACGCAAACCAGACGCGCCCCGGACAUUUCUGAGCAUUUCUAGUGAUACCUUUAGCGGCGUCAGAACUCUAAAGUGAUUCCUACAAAUGCUCAUAAAAGUCAGAGGCGCUUCCGGUUACAUUGCCGGGGUCCACGUCUGAUAUUUGUUGGGCUUUUAUGAAAUUUGACGCGCAGGUACCGAACUGUAGCCGUUUAUGUCGCAUCGGCAGUUUGGCACGGCUUCGCCGCCGGAUACUACUACGCUUUCUUGACGGGAGCACUUUUCACCCUUUCUGCGGCUAUGGUGAGUUCAAAAGAAGUGGUAUGAGGAUUUUCCUUCCCGGCGUUUUUUCGACGACGCCACGCUCACUUUUUCUCCGUAAAGUGUAGUGUGUAGUGUGCGUGCACUGCGCCGCGCAGAAAAUUGCUUUUGUUUUAGAGUUUUGGAUCCUUCUUAAAGACCUCUGGCAAUACGGCGGCCUGCGCCUUUAAUAUGCCCUGUUAUUUACGUUUUUAGAGCCGGAAUCUCUGCCUUUCCCAUGGUGUCGCGUGGGAACGGCGGAUAUUCUGGCUCCGCCCACCGUUUUUUUUUCUUUCAAGAACUGCAUAUGAUGCAAAAAAAAAGUGUUUGUACGAAAAUUCGAGCUCUUUGUUCAUCUACAGGUCCGCCGAUGCGUUCGACGGUUUUUCCUGGCUGAUAGAACGACCAAAUUCGCCUACGACGCCGUCGGUUUCGUCGCCUGCAGAAUCGCCAUCAGCUAUGUCGGCUACCCUUUCUUCAUCACUGACUUUUGGCCGGGACUGUACACUUAUCGGUGGGUUGCUUUAUUCUAUCAUUUGUUAAGGCUCUUAGAAAAAGUCUGAAAAAUAUCGAAAAAUUUCCACAGUCAAGUUUUUAAUGAUUUUGAUUUAUAUAACUUUUGAAAACAUGGAUCUAUCCUUUUUUUCAGACGUCUCUACUUCAUCCCGCACUUGUUGGCCUUUGCUGGCUAUUUUGUCCUUCCCUUGAUUUUCCCGCCCCCUUCUAAGUCCGUCGACACUUGUUCUUCAAAAACAAAGGUACCCAAAACUGAAAAAAAAUUGAAAAAAAUUCUGAAAGUCUAGAAAUAUCAAAUUGGUGUUAACUGAUAGCGUGUUUUCUUGAGCUGCUUAGGGACAUCAGAGUGGUCACUUGAGGGUCAACCUUAGGGGCUCUUGAAUGUCCUGCUCUCGGAACUGAUCUUUUGGGCCAGUGAGGUUUGCAAAGGUGGCCCCUAUAGGGGACAUGCUAGUCGAUUAUUGUUUUGAAUUCUGUGAAAAGAAGCAUUUCCAUGCGCAAAAUUUAAUAAAAAAGCAGUUUUCGAAUGAAAAAUAUCAACAGGACUAAUCGAUCAAAUUAUACGAAUUACGUCGUUUUAAUUUUCAAGUAAGAAAAAAAGGCGUUCUUUCUUAACCCCUCUAGUGACCACUCUAGUUCCCCGAAAUGAAAAUCAAUAUAUUUUGACACCUGCAAAAGUUUCAGCAAAGAGCAACUGAAAUUUACAGAAAAAUUGACUUCAUUUUUUUCUUGUCCAACGUUUUUGAUUUUCAGUCGGAAAACUCUAUCAAGACGGGUUGUUUCACUCCAACUUCCACCACUGGUCAAUAA